UGUGAAAAGCCCAUGCAACCGGAAGUGUCCCAGGCAACUUUCCCAGCUGGUCUCAGACAAAGCAGUGAGGGGGUUAUGGUAGGAGAAGAAGCGCAUCGACCUCCGGAGAGCUGCUGCUGACGGGGACUGAGAAGAUGUCUGUGGACGACGUGUACGUGUUCCGGCCAUUCAAGCUGAUCGCCCUGCUCUGCGUCUUCCUGGCGCUGUGCCUGGACGUGGUGGCUCUGCUGAGCCCAGCCUGGGUCACCGCCGAGCAUUUCUCCCUGUCUCUCUGGGAGUCCUGCUCCCAGUCCGAGGCUCGGCAAGCCGCGGAGGAGGCUGCGUGGAGCUGCUUCUCCACCCUCACAUCUGAUUGGCAGAUCGCCACCCUGGUGCUCCUGGGGGCCGGCGCCGUCGCGACUCUGGUGGCGUUCCUGGUGGCCCUCAUUUCCCUCUGCUGGGGUACGAAGAGGCAGCACUACCGCAUCGUGGCGGUGUUCCUCUUCACUGCAGUUGUUUUGCAGGCCUGUGCCCUGGUGCUCUACCCAAUCAAGUUUAUUGACGGGACGGUUCUACAGACCUACCAUGAGUUCAACUGGGGCUACGGACUCGGCUGGGGAGCCACCAUCUUCAUGCUGGGCGGAGGGAUACUCUUCUGCCUGCGGGCGGACAUUUACGAGGAUGCCAUGUACUAGUGAAAUCCCUGCCGCGCUGCUGAAAUGCAAACCUAAACCCACAGAAACUUCUCUUUGCUCUGCACAGGGCCUGUACGUGAGCAGACCCCAUGUCUUGUUUCUGCCUCCUGUCUUGCUCUUGCUGUUAUUUUUAGACAGGUUGUGAAGGUGUUAUUUAGGGCUGCGAGAGUCGAUCUCCACCCCCAUCCUGCAGUCACACUCAGCUGUCGGUGGCGUUUGGUGGAGGGGGCGAGGUGGCAACACUAAAGCACAGAGUUUUCUGGACUGGCUCGGGCUGCUGGACGUUUCCAGGAUGUUUAUUGUUAGAAAUGACACAGACCUGAAUGUGCUGGGGCUGACUAUUCACCAGGACUGACUGAUCUCCACAUUUCCUUUUUUUAUUUUUAUAGUGUAUUUAUGGCAUAAUUUCUCUCUUUCCUGAUAUUCAGUGUAAAUUUCCCCUCUGUUUAAUCUAAAACAUAUCUAAUAAGUGUAAAUUAGAUUUUUUAUAGAUGUGUAGCCUCUGGAAAAAAAAAAUCACAGUAGUUUGUCCCAUAAAAUCUACAAAUAAAUAUGAAAUAUUUCUAUGUGUGUUGUUUGAAGGAAACAUUUUGACAUAUUGAUUACAAACUGUCAUGACUGUACACCACAGAAACAAAAAUACAAACCAGUUUAGAGAAUAAGAUUGCAUUAACAAAUCGACAUUUUCAGUGAGAUUCCAGAGAAAUGAAGAGAAUCAUGGAUAAUUGUUGUUUAUAAAUGGUUUUUGUUCAUUUUUCAGCCUUGCUAGCAAAAUAGAUACUCUUCCACAAAAUUAUUACAGAUGCCAGGACUUUGGCCAGUUUGUGUCCUAGAGGUAUUUUGACAAUCCACUAAAUUUGAAAGGGACAAAGACGGGUGUACAUCAGCCCUCCAUGAGUUAUAUUAACUCAUUUUUUAUAUAUUAAUAGACAAAUCCCUUAAGAAUGUCAACAGAACCAAAAACUGCAGGAGGAAAAUCCUGGACCCAAAAACCUUUUUAAAGUCUAAUUUUGUCAUGAUUACAGCCCAUAGUCUCCCCUAGGAUAAAUACAACCACCUUCCUUCAAGUCUCCCCUUCAUCUCUAUUCAUUCAUUUAUUUUUAUCCAGGCACUGUCUGGCUCUUUGACUACUACUGCCUAUGGACUCCUGUUUAGCAGAGCUGAAACUAAGACAUCAGCAAUCCCACAAUGCAAUGCGGUAUAACGCCUGCGCUCAUUCCCAUUACUAUUUCAGUUAACAUCUUAAACAUGGCACCUUUAAAAAUAGUUUAUCCUUCAAAUUCUGAAAAGUGUACAAAGCAGUUCUAAGUUAUUACUAAUUAUGUCUAGUUUGGGAGUAUUUGGUUUUUAAUAUUAUUGUUGGAGGCAAUAUUUAAGUAUAUUUCU
Molecule: messenger RNA, 2060 nt
Organism: Poecilia latipinna (sailfin molly)
Lineage: Eukaryota; Metazoa; Chordata; Actinopteri; Cyprinodontiformes; Poeciliidae
Product: transmembrane protein 47-like
Exons: 3
Coding region: 135-674 (179 amino acids)
Biological process (GO): cell-cell adhesion
Cellular component (GO): cell-cell junction
Source: RefSeq, a predicted model, not a curated record